AAUGAAAUGCUUUGCGAUUCCGAUUAGUUGCUGCAUCUACCUGCCUGCCACCGUUCCUCUCAAACGCCAAACCUUUCUUUUUGGGUCACCUUCUGAAUAUGGUAUGGGUAACACACUUUGGUUGCAUUGUACCCAGCUCCGGAAUCCUUACAAUGGAACGCCGCUCAACACGAUCAAUGAAGCCCAAAAUGGUACGGGUGGUUCAACUUUAUCCGAAUUGAAGAGUCCUGGACUUUUGGUUAAAGUCAGGACUUAA
Molecule: messenger RNA, 256 nt
Organism: Acaulospora morrowiae
Lineage: Eukaryota; Fungi; Glomeromycota; Glomeromycetes; Diversisporales; Acaulosporaceae
Source: the annotation of a GenBank genome assembly